Adineta steineri is the source of this 417-nucleotide messenger RNA. Lineage: Eukaryota; Metazoa; Rotifera; Eurotatoria; Adinetida; Adinetidae. The record is from the annotation of a GenBank genome assembly.
AUGAGUUCAAGAGGCGGAAGUGUUUGUUAUAAAUGUAAUCAACCAGGUCAUUUUGCUCGUGAAUGUCCAGAUGGUGAUGGUGGUAGUGGCGGCGGUGGCCGAGGAGGAUAUGGCGGUGGUGGUGGUGGUGGUGGACGAGGUUCGUACGGUGGUGGUUCGUACGGAGGACGUGGAUCAUAUGGAUUCGGUGGCGGUGGUGGUGGUGGUGGUUCAUUCGAUAGAUCUGGCGGCCGUUGUUACCGUUGCAAUCAAACCGGCCAUAUGGCUCGUGAUUGUCCAUCUGAUAGUAGUCAAAGUGUUUGCUAUAAUUGCAAUCAACCUGGUCAUGUAAGUCGUGAUUGUCCAGAACCACGUCAAAAUAACUUUGGCGGUGGUGGUGGUGGUGGCGGUGGUUUCCGUGGUGGUCGUGGUAUGUAA